GCCAAGCUGGAGAAGAGCUGCAGCUGGAGCGAGUGCCAGAAACUGCUUUGGCAGGAGAGGAACGCCGUCCCUGGGCUGUGCCCCUCGCUGUUUCCCAAGAGCCCCGUGGUAAUCAAUCACUGCAGCUCCAGGAGAUUGCUCUGCCUGUCUCUUGCCUUUGUGCAACGAGCAAGGCUGGCAGGGCUCUGCAGUGUAAAAGCUGCCCCAAGGAACCAGAUGGGCUGGAGGAACGGGCACUGGAGACCUUGCCAAAUCCAGCCAAGAUGGGGUAGGAAGUGAGAAUAGAUGGGAACAGCGGAAACCAGGGCAGGGGAUACUGGGAAGAUGGCAGAGGGGUGUCUGGGUUGAAGGUGAGCCUGAGGAAAGGGGAGGACAGGGCUUUCCCUCAGCCCAUGCUUCUCUUCUGUUUCUCGAAACAUGACCAAGGGAUGUCAUGGUGCCAGGGAUGGGGGAAAUAUCCAGCUUGCUGCAAUUUCCCCAGUUGUGGGUGCUUGGCCACAACAGGGAAGAAGGUCUAAAAAGGGAAAGGGGGAAAAGCAGAGCCCAAACGGCGCAUGUUUGGAGUGGCAGUUCCUCCCAUUCCUUCCUGCUGGCGAGGACACUUUGCCUCACAGAAUGACAGGACAGGGGAGGGGGAGAAGGGGCCUGUGGACAGGAGCUCUCACAGCCAGGUCACACAGAAGGGGUCCCACAGGGCUGUCCAAAGGGCCUCCAGGUGAGCCCCCCUCCCCCAGGUGUGGUGGGCAGUUUCCAUGUGACACAAUGUCAGCAAGGUGGUGUGACAAUGCGGUGAUGUGACAUCACCAUGAUGUAACAAUGCCCCAUCACUGUGAGACCUCUGGAGCACGAGGAGUCAGCGUGGGACCACAGCACCACGAGAGCUCUUGGAAGGAGCUGUGAAGCUCCAUCUCACUGCUGGUGUCCUGCCAAAAGGCAGAGGCACUGCUGAGUGCCUGGGAAUUAGGGGGAGGAGAGCAGUGGGCUGAUUGAGAGAGCUCAAUUGGUGAGGCUGGGGCUUGGGGGUCUGCUCUAGAGCCUCAGGACCCUCAACUCUUUCUCUUGCACCUGCUGUGCAGGAGGCUUAUUGAGCUACUGCCUGGGUGUCUGUGUCUUCCCAGCUCAGCCCCAGAACUCCACACCUGGGAGACUGCAGCCACCAGGCUGAUGGAUUCUUACCUGCUGGACCUCCCACUCGGAGUCAAGAUCCCCGUGAAGCCCAAGUCCAACACUGUCUUCUGCAGGGGAAAGCUGGGGGAAAAGCUCUGCGGGCCAAGUCCUUUCAAUCUUGAUGAUCCCUACAUCCACCACACGAGCCUGCAAUACAACUGCCUGCAUGACCCCCACCUUCAGGACUACCACAAGCGCAAGGACAUCCUGCGGAUGCUGAAGAGACAGGGCGUCAUCACCAGUGACAACAAGGUGCUUUGCACUCCAAAGGAGUUCAACGAGUACAGGAACUAUCUAACCAGGAUCAAGCUGGAGGCAGAGAAGAUCUUGAGGCAGCAAGAGGAAAGCAAAGAGACCUCCCUGAAAUCAGGGAGAUUGAGAAGAGGGAAAAUAGCUUUGGACAAGGGCCAAACCUACUCCAGAGCUGAGCUGGGCGUUGCUGCUGACUCCCAGAGGAAGCCAAACAACACUGCUGGUUUCUUGAAUGCUGUCUUUGAGCAGCUGACUGCAGCAGAAGCCCAGAAGCUCCAAGAGUUGGUUGAGACUGUUAUGCACGAAGUCUUUGGGAGGCUCAGGCUCCCUCGGGAACACUAUGUCAACUUUUUAAGGAGCGUUGCUCGGAGGAUCAGAGGAAUAGUUUUUAGUGGCUGUAUGAGAACCGAGACAUCUCUAGAUCGCUGUCAAGAAAUGGAAAUGGUGGCCAAGGAGCUUGUAGUGAAAGCGUUGGAGAUCUUGGGGAAUCGUCUGGAGUCCAAAUCUUCCGUGCCAGGGAAGGCAGAUAGGCAAAAGGAGCAGCCUCUUGAUGGAGGAGCCACCGAAGCAGACAAAUCCAAAGAAGCUGAAACAGACAGAGCACUUUUAUAUGCUUGCCUUGACAAUCUCACCAGAGAAGUUGUUAAGAAUGUUCGUUGCCUCUUGAAAUCCAUGAUAGCUUCCCAGUUUGAAGGAGACUCCAGCUACGAGUACACUGAAAUCCUGAAGCUUCCCAAGGCUAUGGUUUCCAGCAGACAGAGGCAGCCAGGAUUCCCUGGAGCAUCUGAAGAACAGAGCCAGAAUGCGAGCACAGGAGUAAAGCUGCCUCCCUUAGGACCACACCUCCAUGCAGAAAGGACUGGCUAUGCCAAAACCAUGGAGCCUAAGUAUCCUGCAAUGGCGAAGGAGAGCUUGGUGAGAAAAAGGAAUCCAGCAACCUCAGGCAAAGCUUUGGACAUAAGGACCAUGGCAAAUCGGAUCGCUAAGUCUCUAUUGGACCAGAUUGGUCAGGAUGGGCCUACACCAACCCCCAGACAGAAUCUUCAAGGACCUGUCCCAAAUCCAGCCACAUCCCAAGGUGGAGAGGAGAGCUGUGCUGUUGAGAACACUCUCCCCUCCAUAGACCCAAAGUUUUCCCAACAGCCUGUCCCUUCGGAGGGUCCGAAGGCCCCUGCCCAGGCCGGAGCAUAGUGCAGAUCAGUGCACCCAAAGUUCGUCUGAGGUGUGAAAGGGGUGUGGCAGGAGAGCUGUAGGGUUUGCUUCUAG
Prinia subflava (tawny-flanked prinia) is the source of this 2685-nucleotide messenger RNA. RefSeq lists its product as uncharacterized. The record is from RefSeq and is a predicted model, not a curated record. The coding region runs from base 1165 to 2610 and encodes 481 amino acids. The transcript is spliced from 4 exons. NCBI's taxonomy places the organism in Eukaryota, Metazoa, Chordata, Aves, Passeriformes, Cisticolidae.